This is a messenger RNA of Heterocephalus glaber (naked mole-rat), 1341 nucleotides long. RefSeq names its product ribitol xylosyltransferase 1 (gene Rxylt1). Gene Ontology annotation, molecular function: ribitol beta-1,4-xylosyltransferase activity. The record is from RefSeq and is a predicted model, not a curated record. Gene Ontology annotation, cellular component: Golgi apparatus. NCBI's taxonomy places the organism in Eukaryota, Metazoa, Chordata, Mammalia, Rodentia, Bathyergidae. Gene Ontology annotation, biological process: protein O-linked glycosylation via mannose.
CGGGCCGGGCCGGAGGAGCUCCGGGAGCAGGGGGCGGGAGGCUCUGCCGGGUCCCUCCUCCCCAACCCGGCCCCUCGCCGGACGCCGCCAGGCCGCGGGUUGCGGCUUCCCUUCACUCCUGGUCCCCAGGGUUGUGGCGGCCAGACCCGAAGCGGUUGAGUGGGAUGCGGUUGACGCGGAAGCGGCUCUGCUCGUUUCUCAUCGCUCUGUACUGCCUUUUCUCCUUCUACGCCGCCUACCACGUCUUCUUUGGGCCCCGCCGCUGGCCGCCGGCCGCGACCUCGCGGGGCCUCAGGAAAGGGGCGGCUCCGGCGCGGGAGAGGCGCGGCCGAGAACAAUCUACUUUGGGAAGUGAAGAGUGGAAUCCUUGGGAAGGAGAUGAAAAAAAUGAGCACAGACAUAGAGUUAAAACUAACCUUCAAAUAUUAAAUAAAUCCAUGAAAGGAAAAGCAGACCACAGAGUACAAAUCUGGGGCAAAGCUGCCAUUGGUUUGUAUCUCUGGGAGCAUAUUUUUGAAGGCUUACUUGAUUCCACUGAUGUGACCGCUCAGUGGAGAGAAGGAAAGUCAAUUGUAGGAAGAACACAUUACAGUUUCAUUACUGGUCCCGCUGUAGUCCCGGGGUACUUCUCUGCUGAUGUGAAUAAUGUGGUCCUGGUUUUAAACGGAAGAGAGAAAGCAAAGGUCUUCUAUGCCACCCAGUGGUUACUUUACGCGCAGAACUUAGUACAGUCUCAAAAACUCCAGCACGUUGCUGUUGUUCUGCUGGGAAAUGAACACUGCGAUAAUGACUGGAUGGCCCAGUUCCUCAAAAGCAAUGGCGGCUUUGUGGAGCUGCUGUUCAUCAUAUACGACAGCCCCUGGAUCAACGAUGCAGAUGUGUUUCAGUGGCCUUUAGGAGUAGCAACAUGGCAGCCUCAGGAAACCAACAAAAGUCUUAAGAAUUACCAAGACGCUUUGCUUCAGAGCGACCUCACGCUGUGCCCGGCCGGAGUCAACACAGAAUGCUACAGGAUCUACGAGGCCUGCUCGUUUGGCUCCGUUCCAGUGGUGGAAGACGUGAUGACGGCUGGCAAAUGCGGAAACACAUCUGCUCACCAUCGCGCUCCUCUGCACCUGCUCAAGUCCAUGGGCGCUCCCUUUAUCUUUAUUAAGAACUGGAAGGAACUUCCUGGUAUUUUAGAAAAAGAGAAAACUAUAAAGGUACAAGAAAAGAUUCAAAGACGAAAAAUGUUACUUCAGUGGUAUCAACACUUCAAAACAGAACUAAAAAUGAAAUUUACUGAUAUUUUACAAAGUUCAUUUUUAAUGACUAAUAAAGGUUAACUUAAUUAUGAUGUGA